AUGAUAUCCGAAGACAAUUCCUCCUGCCACCCAAAGGCUGCCAUGUCGACUAGCCUCAAUGUCAUGGACCCUAUGCAGAUCACCACGUCUGCCACCAGCAGACGAAACUUGUCUACGCUGGAGGACUUUAUCAGCGUUAUUUCUCAAACCAUGUCUUCUGCAGCCCCAGCUGUUCAAUACCCGUACGGAAUGGAUCGAGGUAUUCCCAACGACGCAAAGAUACAGUACGCCAUGUACUAUGUCGACCAAGGUUUGCAAAGAUUCCCAGAUUCUUACGACCUUAAGUAUUUUGCCCACAAAAUUGCCGUCAGACAAGGAAAUAUGUCAAAAGCUACCGAGUUCUUUAUGUCCUUACGCAGACUAUAUAAAGAUCACGAGCCAUUCAAAGAAUAUCUUGCACAAAUAGCUCAUUCUGUUAUUAAUACACAUGCGGAUGAAAAUUUCU
Messenger RNA from Paraglomus occultum, 445 nucleotides. NCBI's taxonomy places the organism in Eukaryota, Fungi, Glomeromycota, Glomeromycetes, Paraglomerales, Paraglomeraceae. The record is from the annotation of a GenBank genome assembly.